GUCCGCUAGCUUGGGGUGGACUGCUGCGCCCUGGGGCUUCGGUCCGGAGGCCGCCCGCCCUCUCGGAGCCCCGGGACUGCGGGGGGUCAGCUGGGGGCGGGGAGCGCCGCGACGGCCACGAGCCCGGGAACCUGCGCGCGCCGGCGCGCGGGUGACAGGCCCGGGGCCCCGCUCCCCCGCCUCCCCCGCCGAGCUCCGCGAUGGUCUGCGCCGGCAGCGCGCGAGGCUUGAAGCGCCCGACCGGGCGCGCAGUCCCUCAGGCGGCUUCCCGUCGGCGCCGCGCCAUGGACGCUGGGCGAGCGGAGGUCCGCGCUUUGGAAGCUGAGAUCGCGGCCCUGCGGCGCGCGUGCGAGGAGCCGCGGGCGCCGGGGGAAGACACCUCGCGAGCGCGAAAAUCCCUUCAAGAAAUACAUCAAUCAGAUUCUGGAGAAUGGGCUGCUUCAAAAGAUCUGAGAGGUCAUCUUGGACAUUUAGAAUCAGAACUUCUUUUUCUAAGCACACUUACUGGCAUCAAUAUAAUAAAUUACUCCAUGAAAACGGAGGACCUAACAAGCACUGAGAAUACAGAAAAGAAUAUAAAGAAAGUUCUGCAGAGACACAGGUUAUCAGGAAAUUGCCACAUGAUUACAUUUCAACUUGAAUUUCAGAUUCUGGAAAUCCAGAAUAAGGAGAGUUUAUCUUCUGUUAUUACUGACCUCAACAUAAUAAUGGAGCCCACCGAAUAUUCAGAAUUAAGUGAAUUUGUGUCUAGAGCAGAAGAUAGAAGAGAUCUAUUGAUGUUUUUCCGAAGCCUACACUUUUUUGUGGAGUGGUGUGAAUAUCGUAAGUGCACAUUUGAACACUUCAAGGAGAAGUACUCAGAAGCUGUGCGCCUCCCGGAGGGGGCCGCCUCCAGCUGCAUGGUGGUCCAGAGCCCCCGCCAGCCCGGGUUUGAGCUCGUAAUCGUUUGGAGGAUACAAAUAGAUGAAGAAGGGAAGGUUUUGCCGAAGCUGGAUCUUCUCACCAAAGUGCCACAGCAAGCCCUGGAGCUGGACAAGAACCGAGUCCUGGAAACUGCUCCCCUCGGCUUCCGGGCCCUGCUGGGCGUGCUGGGCAUUGAAGCCGCUCUAGAGAGCCUGAUUACGUCGCUCUGCGUGGGGGAAAACCACUAGUUCCUGGCAAACACGCAGUUUCAGGGACACCACAGGAGGCGGUUAGACCUUGUGCAGAACUAACGUGCAGUCCUCACUUUCCUUGAACCUGGCUGACAUCACGGCCGCGUCUUUGGCAUGUACAGUCUUUGAGUAGUAGUUGACGAUCUUCCCGUCCAGUUUAUACUGGUGUGGAAUGCUCUCAUAGGGCUUGAGGUCGAGGUCCAGCACAGACACAGAGAAGGCAAGCCUGGAUCUCGAUGAAGUGACGACAGGCCUCUGCUCAGAGCUGCAAGUGAACGAGCAGCUUUAGGACCCACGAACCCCAAACCCUCACGCUGUUCACAGCGCGCACCCAGCUCCGGGCGUCCCCACGCACUCCGUGUAUGCCCGCGGACGGGUGUUGCUUCCCAAACCCUGGUGGUGGAGCCGAAUGCUGGGAAGGGAAGUUAACAAGGAGCCACGUGUUCCCAACCUGAAGGAAAGCGGAAAGGAGACCUGACCUGUCCUCAACCAGACAGAGAAGACGCCGACAGCACACUUCCCUUCACUCGUCUCCGGUCAUGAACUCGCGGUCCAUGGGUUAGAGCCCCAUGUCACGCUCUGCGCUAACAGCGUGGACCCUGCUUCAGAUUCUGUCUCCCUCUCUCUCUGCCCCUGCCCUGCUCGCACACACUUUGUCUCAAAAUAAACUUAAAAAAACAAAACAAAACACUUUGAGGCUAAUUCUGAACUCUGUACUAAGACUGCUGCGUGCCCAUCCCACUUAGCUCUGAGUGCCUGGUAUUGUCUUGCCUCCAAAUGACUGGUUAAAUGUAUUCUAUGAGCUCAGCUUAGCCCAAUAAAACUACUCAGGAGUCCUA
Messenger RNA from Leopardus geoffroyi (Geoffroy's cat), 1993 nucleotides. It is a transcript of the gene CENPP, whose product is annotated as centromere protein P. The coding region runs from base 201 to 1151 and encodes 316 amino acids. NCBI's taxonomy places the organism in Eukaryota, Metazoa, Chordata, Mammalia, Carnivora, Felidae. Gene Ontology annotation, cellular component: nucleus; chromosome, centromeric region. The record is from RefSeq and is a predicted model, not a curated record. Gene Ontology annotation, biological process: CENP-A containing chromatin assembly. The transcript has 9 exons.